AUGCUCAACGCUAUACCCGAUACACGGAAUAGAAACGAUAGAAUUGCAGGUUUUCUAACACCAAAUGACAUAGUUACUAUUGAUGAUGAUGAUGAACAUGAACUUGUAAGUAACGAUGAUAAAUACCAGCAUGAAUUAUAUAAUAUGGAUCAACGACGUCAAUCAUCAUCUUCUAUUCACAGUGAAUCAAGCUCAAGUAUUGGAGCUCCACCAACAAAUCCUACAGCUGAUACGGCUCAACGAACAACAUCUGAAGAUAUUCGUGGGAGUGCUAUUCGAUCACACACUCCAUGGCUUCGUUUAUUAGCUGAAUGCCUUGCAGAAUUAAUUGGUACAGCUAUUCUUGUUUUAUUCGGAUGUUCGGGCAUUGCUCAAUAUACUCUUUCACGUGGUACACUUUCGAGUUUUUUAUCAGUUAAUUUUGCUUUCGGUCUUGGAGCAAUGAUUGCUGUUUAUGUUGCUGGUCCUGUAUCAGGUGCUCAUAUUAACCCAGCUGUAUCAAUCGCGAUGCUUAGUUUACGAUCGAUUACACCUUUACAAUGUCUUUCUUAUAUUAUAGCCCAAUUUAUUGGUGCAUUCAUUGCGGCUGGUUUAGUAUUUGGUACGUAUUUUGAUGCAAUAAAUCAAUUUGAUCAUGGUGUACGACAGGUAACAGGUAUACAAGCAACUGCUGGAAUAUUUGGUACAUUACCUGCACAAGGUGUUAGUCAAAUAUCCCUAUUCUUUGAUCAAAUUCUUUCAACAGCUUUGUUACUUAUUGGUAUUUGUGCAUUAUCAAAUAAACGAAAUAAACUUGUAGCAAAUGCUCUAAUUCCACUUGCUGUUGGUUUUAUUAUUGUUGCAAUUGGUGUUGCUUUUGGAUACAAUUGUGGUUUUCCAAUAAAUCCAGCACGUGAUUUUGGUCCACGUUUAUUUACUCUUUGUGUUGGUUAUGGAUCAGAAGUAUUUAGUGUUGGUAAUUAUUAUUUUUGGAUACCAUUAAUAGGUCCAAUAUUUGGUGGAAUAAUUGGUGCAUGGGUUUAUCAUGGUUAUAGUAAAUUAAUGAAAAUACAUAUUGGUGAAGAUGAUAGAGAAAUAGCUCGUGCACGUUAUCAAGUUGAUGUGCAAAAUGUAACACGCAUGUAA
Rotaria sordida is the source of this 1125-nucleotide messenger RNA. The record is from the annotation of a GenBank genome assembly. NCBI's taxonomy places the organism in Eukaryota, Metazoa, Rotifera, Eurotatoria, Philodinida, Philodinidae.